Molecule: messenger RNA, 889 nt
Organism: Ixodes scapularis (black-legged tick)
Lineage: Eukaryota; Metazoa; Arthropoda; Arachnida; Ixodida; Ixodidae
Exons: 2
Coding region: 105-650 (181 amino acids)
Source: RefSeq, a predicted model, not a curated record
GUGAGGGUCGUCCUGGUGUCUCUCCGGGCUUACUCCAGGGGAGCAGCCCGUUGGAGUUAUUACUGGGCUGGUUAGUGCCUGCCGACUCCACCUCGACUGUCAGCAUGAGGCGAUGGAGGAUAGGGGUCUGGAAGGAAACGAGCUUGUCCGGUGGUCUCAUCUGCGCCCUCCUGCUGCUCCAGACGGCGCUGCAGCAAGUGUCGGCGUCCUCCCGCUCGCGGUACGGCCGCAAAGGACGCAUCCAGCAGACCGCGGACUCGUCGGACGAGCCGUACUGGUCUCCACCGCCGCGAAACUCGCACCACGGCAACCGCCGCUACGACCAGCACUUCGACCAGCCCCCGGACUACUACUACGACUACAAGCACGACUACAAGCACGACUACGACAUCGUCUUUCCCCUGCUACUUCUGAUCAUGGCGCCACUAGCCGUGUCUGCGUUCCUGCUGCCCAUCACGGCUUCCCUGAUGACCAACACCUUCUUCUUGGUCAACGGCGCGACGAAUGCUGCCAUUCAGGGACGUCGGAGGAGGAGCGCGGGCAGACAGCCGUCUCAAGAGUUGAUUGGGUUCCUGGACGAGCUUGAGAAGGCCAUCAGCAAGUACGGAUUGCAGAGUGCCCAGAAGCCGUUGAAAUCGGUCCCAAUUUGAGGAGCUGGCAGCAGAUCGGGUUGUGGGCAGAACUUGCGACGACGGAUAUGGAUGAAAUGUGCCACGGAAUGCAUCUGAGUCGCACGAGAAGCAGCGAAAAACGCCACGGACUUAAGUUUCUCGACAAGGAGGUGGUUUCCGGAACGAGCGACUUUGGGGAGUUUCAUUUCACUCCCAUUUUUACAUCCAAUAUGACGUUCUCGGAAAAUGUCAUGCGCGUUGGAUGUUUCUUUGUUCAU